Messenger RNA from Enterobius vermicularis (human pinworm), 1452 nucleotides. NCBI's taxonomy places the organism in Eukaryota, Metazoa, Nematoda, Chromadorea, Rhabditida, Oxyuridae. The record is from the annotation of a GenBank genome assembly.
AUGUUAAUGGACGUCAUAAUUGGUGGGGAUGAUUCCUCAGAUACAAAAUUAAGUGACGUGGGUGUUGCAAGUACUAUUGACGAAUCGAAGAAAGUUCUUUCAAAAAGCUCUUCGUCUCGAGUAAUAACAGCAGAUACAACUCACAUGCUGAUUGAACCGAGUCAUAUAAUCGAAUAUGAAUGGCCUCCAAAAUCUGGUGAAAGGUUUUUUAUUCAGGAACAGAUUGCUGAAUUAUUAGAUGUCAAGUCUUUCAAACGGAAGUACCCAGACUUAAACAGACAUACAAUUGAAAUAAAUGAGCGUGAACAUUUAUUAACUACUUACAAACUUGCAUCGGUAAUGAACGAACAUCGUGAGUACUUUUCGCUUUUACUUUUUGAUGAUAUUUUAGUACUAGAAUAUCAACGAGCGACCGCAGAAAAGGCGAAGCUGCAGAUCGCGGAACAGCAAAAACAACUAGAUGCGGUACAAUUUCAUUCUCCGGAUUUAAUUUCUUUGUAUAAUAGUUUCGUUUCUAAACUUUUUGGCUUUUAUAAAUUCCCUUUUAUGGUAAACAGGAAUUCACGGCUUUACUUAAAAAUUAAAAUGGAUACAAAAAAGUUACAAGAAUUAAGAAAAAAUGCUGUGAGGAGUGCAUAUGAAUUCAAUGCAGAGAUGAAUGCGAUCAAAAAUGCUGAACGUCGACAUUUUUGGGAUAUACAAACUUCUAUUAUACAGUCUGGUCAAAAUCGGUGGAAGAGAAUGCCUAAGAGUGCAACUCGACCUGGACCGUAUCCUGUUGCUUUGAUUCCUGGACAGUAUCAACACUAUUACAAGAGAUUUACUGUUGAUCAGUUGCGACAGUUACCGUUAAAUAGUGUCCUGGAAUAUGAGCACUUAUUACCAUUAAAACGAGGCAGGUCUCCGUCGCCAAUUAAUGUGCCAGAAACUGAACUCAAUCAGGAGGAAGGACAGGAUGUAAGCUUUUCACAUUUAGAUGGUGCGGAUGGUCACUCGCAGUCGUCUAUGGAAAUAAAUAAUCAAAAAUUGACCGAUGUGCCAUGCUCUGCUUGUGGCGUUCUGGAUGAAAAACAAAAACUGCAGUGCUCAGUUUGUCAUACUGUUCUACAUUCUGAAUGCGCGAACAUUCCAGAACGUGUAGUUUCUGUGGCAUUAACAUAUAGGUGGUGUUGCCUUGAUUGCAAAGUCUGUACAGUUUGUGAAAAGCCAGAUAAUGAGGAUGCGAUGCUGUUUUGCGACCGCUGUGACAGGGGGUAUCAUACCUACUGUGUUGGUUUGAAAGCUCCUCCAUCUGGUUCUUGGAUUUGUAAUAAUUACUGUGCUUUUGAUGACCAAAUUAGGUGUAAGCGUUGUAAUGUUAAUCUGAGCAGGGACAACGUAAAUGGUAAGAAGUUGUCAAGACGUUCGACUUUGGAUAAAUAUUGUGAUGAAUGUUUUGCAAUAAUUUCUUAG